Plodia interpunctella (Indianmeal moth) is the source of this 3986-nucleotide messenger RNA. RefSeq names its product organic cation transporter protein-like. The transcript has 8 exons. The record is from RefSeq and is a predicted model, not a curated record. Gene Ontology annotation, cellular component: membrane. Gene Ontology annotation, biological process: transmembrane transport. Gene Ontology annotation, molecular function: transmembrane transporter activity. Lineage: Eukaryota; Metazoa; Arthropoda; Insecta; Lepidoptera; Pyralidae. The coding region runs from base 1342 to 2997 and encodes 551 amino acids.
CACGGGAAUUUUGGGAAAUCCUACAGGAAUUCCCGAAUGCUCCCCUACAAUCCCCAAGAACACUUACAUACAUAGACAUAGCAAGUUUCGUGUUUCUAUGCCCAUUAGUUUCGAUUAUGCGUAAUUGUCUAUAGUAUUGUGUAGUGUUGUAGUUUAUAUCUCGAAAAUACUUUGGUCAAACGGUUUGAUGGUCAAUGGCGCCUGAUAAAGAUAGCGCUACAUUGUAUAAAUGUAAGUAACAUAUUUACGCGGGUAACACCGCGGGGUGCAACUAGUACGGGAAUAAAAAGUUUCGAAAUUGUUCAUUCCCUUUAUAACAGGGAUCGGUAACAAUCACUCCUCCCUUUAAAUAAAUUAAAUGAUGCCUUUUAAAUUGGAAUAGUUAACAACUACAUACAUAAAUGUGUCAGUCAAUAAAAUCUAUGAUAUUUUGUUUCCCUGUAUCUACAGUAGAGGGUACAGUACAUAAUAUUUGACUUGUCUCCAAUUUCAAUAACUUUCGAUAAAUUUAAAUACUACUGUACUGUACAAAAUUAUUAGUCUUACCAAAACCCUAAAUCACGCUUUUUACGUGUUGAUAAAAUCUAAUACUAAAAAUGGUAAUGUGAGCGCGUAUGAAACCAGCCUCAGGCUUCAGCAAUCAUCAAACAAGCAGUAAUUGCAGCGCAUUACACAAACCCCGCCACAGUCAAUGCGAAGUGCACUCGCCGUCACGUGCACUUAUGUCGUUGCUAACCAUACACCUGAACCCACAUUUACUUGAUCAUUAGUAUUUCCAGACGAUGUGAAACAUUAGUUUGCUUUAGGUACAUUCAGGAUUGAAAGUAUGUAAUCCUUAUCUUUUAUUUGUAUUUUCAAAAUCAUGGAUAAAUAUUUUAAUAUAUUUAAUAUAUCGUCGAACAUGUAGAUAGAGCCUCUUUCUGAUUCCCACAUGUACCCGGUCGUGUUCGAGGCUGUGACGACACGAAGCACGCUCAGCGCAAAAAUAACCUUAAGGUUUUUGAAAAUUCGAUGCUGCUGCGAUUUUAUAACUUGUCGCCUGCCUGAUGUAAUCUUUGGGAAAGCUAUUGUAUGUGUCAUACCUCGUAUGACGUCCACGGGAGGAUAUAACCACACACUACAAUACAUGUAGAAAGAAACUAUGUGUUUGCUAUGACAUUCAUUGGUGCAGAAUCCAAAAUCAGUAAGCAUGGGGAACACAGCAGAUAUUCCGAAUGACCAUGUUCUUCUUAGCGCGGCGACUCGACGAAUUAUAUUUGUGAAGAUCAAUAUGAUGCCAUCGAUACAGCAGUAUCUGUGUCACACUGAUCCUUCAGCGUGCAGGAGCAGUGUGGGAGCAAGAUGGAGUCGAAAGAAAACGGAGAAAAAGGAGAGAGACGAAUAAACUUGGACGACAUCCUAAUAAACGAACUGGGACAGUUAGGUCCUUUCCAAAUCCGGACUUUGCUGUUGAUCCUGAUUUCUGUGAUCUUCGGGUCGUGGGCCGCCAAUGAGUACGUCUUCACCACCGCCAGGAUAAAUACAAGAUGCCUGAUCCCGGAAUGCGACGGCGCCCAGCCCGAGUUCUCCCCCGGAUGGCUGGAGAACGCCAUUCCGGGCACCGGGAGCUCGUUCGAGGGCUGCAAGCGGUUCCGCAGCGCCGGCAACUUCUCCCACCAGCCCGCCUGCCCCGCGCACGUGUUCGACAGGAACUAUACAAAAGGGUGUGAAGAACGCGUUUAUGAAAACACGCUUUCUGUGGUAUAUGAUUACGACCUCGGGUGCGACGAGUGGCGCCGCUCGAUGAUUGCCUCGCUGCGCACGCUGGGUUCGCUCGCCGCGCUGCCCGUCACCGGCCACAUUUCCGACCGCUUCGGUCGCCGCGUCGCGCUCGUCUUCAGCUCCUUCAACCUGGCCUGGCUCGGCGCCGUCAGAUACGUCGCCGGUACCUACAACGGCUUCCUCAUUUCCCAGCUAGUUGAGGCGACCUUUGGAUCUGGAGCGUUCUCUUGUGCUUAUGUUAUUGCCACUGAAAUAGUGGGUCCGAAAUACCGCGUGGCGGCGGGCGCGGUCAUUAGCACGUUCUUCUCCGUGGGCCAGAUCCUCAUGGGGCUCAUCGCGUGGGCGGUGCCUCACUGGAGGAGCCUCACCCUCGUGCUGUACGUCCCACAAGUGAUCACACUCGCCUACCUGUGGGCCAUCUCCGAGUGUGUACGCUGGUACUUGAGCAAAGGCCAUUACGACAAAGCCGAAAAAGUACUAAAAAAAAUUGCUGAAGUCAAUAAACGUGAGCUCACAGAGAAAUCCUUAGCCGCAUUGAGAGCGACCGCCGAGAAAGAAAUGCAAGAGGCAUUGAUUAAUAAGACAGAGAAAGCGAAAGAACCCUGGCUGGUGGUGCAGGUGUUAAGGAAUAAAAAGAUUUUGCUGCGAUGCGUGGUCUCUCCAAUUUGGUGGAUUGCAGUCACGUUUAUUUACAACGGAAUGGCUCUAAACGCAGUGAACAUGUCAGGGAACCCAUACCUGAACUACAUGGCAGUGUCAUCAGCUCAAAUCCCCGGCUACUGGGCAGCGGUGCUGCUGCUAGGGCGCUUGGGAAGACGACCAGUCCUGAUUAUGGCGUUUUGGAUUGGGGCUGCCUGUCAGAUAACAUAUAUAUUUAUGCCUGGAGAUAAGCCCGGUGCGUCGUUGGCAGUGUACUUGAUAGGCACAUGCAGCAGUGCCAUGACGAUGACGGCCGUGUACGUGUACACACUGGAGCUGUACCCGACGCGGUACAGACACUCCUUGUUCGCAUUCUCCUCGAUGAUUGGACGUUUUGGUGCUAUUCUGGCGCCACUCACGCCGGCUCUUAGCGCGGCAGUGUGGGACAAGCUUCCCUUCGCGCUGUUUGGAGCACUAGCCUUGCUGUCAGGGGCGCUCAUCUUUCUCACACCAGAGACCCUGGGGGUCGCUCUGCCGGACACCUUGGAGCAGGCCACGGAAAUCGGCAACCCGAAAAAUAAGCGCGCUGCCAUUUAGCUUAGGAGAAUUUUUAUUCUGGGCUGUGACGUUUAGAUUGAGCUGUACACUCAUAUUGUGAUUAUGACAGAAUUGGUUUUUAUGAAUGUUUACGUGCCUUAGCCAUGUUAGACAUACUGAAGCAGGUAGUAGCUAUUAUUAUCUCUGUUAAAAGUUAGAUUUUCUGGGAAAACAUUUUCAUUUAAUAGAUAGGUAGUGUAUUGUAUACCUAGUAAAUCAUUGUGAAUUUGUGUCAGAAAGAAUAAAUUCAUAACUAACUAAAUACCUACAAAAUGCUUGCCUACCUACUUAUUGGAUACUUACCUUGUAUUUAUAAUAUUUACAUUAGGUAUAUUAUUUUGUUUAGUGAGUGAUGUGUUACUCGUAAAUGAAAGAAGACUAGGAAAAUUUGGUCAACUUCCCGCUUAAAGCAGAAUUAGUAUCUACUGAAAAAAUGGGAAAUAUCUUAGUUAUCCUGCACAUCUCCCAAUAUUCCUUUCUAUCCUAAAAUUAAAUCACACAGAUUUUACGGGAUACUAUACAUACACAAUACAAUAUUUUGUGAUGUCAUUGAGGUCAGUUUUGUAUUAAAUGAAAAGAAACUCAAACUCGUCAAAUUUAAAUAUUUAUUGCAUUAAAAAUAUCUUUCUUAUUUAUUUUAUUGUAAUCAUCUUAGUUAUAUACUUUUUUAUACUUAGUGCGACGAUGGAGUUAUUGAGAUUUUUAAUUUUUGAGAUUAACAUAUUCGAGGGGAGUUAAUAAUAAAUAAACGUGAAUAAGAUAUCAAUAGACAACAGAUUCAAAGGAUCUAAGCGUUGAAUGUCCAAGUAAAUCAUUUUCCCAUUUUAUUUGUACAGUUGUUUUGAUUGUUUGUACUUAAAAUGAUUAUAAAAUAUUCAACAACUGAGCAUUUAAUAAGAUGACAUAUCAAAUAAAAAUAUGAAUCGCAAGUUGAGAUUUUGAGAAUUUUAUGAUAUCCAGCGAAACAUUGAAUGCCACACAGGGAAAAU